Messenger RNA from Aaosphaeria arxii CBS 175.79, 6492 nucleotides. RefSeq names its product polyketide synthase. Lineage: Eukaryota; Fungi; Ascomycota; Dothideomycetes; Pleosporales. The coding region runs from base 1 to 6492 and encodes 2163 amino acids. Gene Ontology annotation, biological process: fatty acid biosynthetic process. Gene Ontology annotation, molecular function: phosphopantetheine binding; 3-oxoacyl-[acyl-carrier-protein] synthase activity; fatty acid synthase activity. The record is from RefSeq and is a predicted model, not a curated record. The transcript has 3 exons.
AUGAACGUCUUUAUAUUUGGAGAUCAGACAGCCGACCAGUACCCGCUGCUUAGGAAGGCCAAUGUCUGGAAAGGCAAUGCUCUUCUAUCAAACUUUCUGGAACGCACGAGCGUCGUUCUCCGAGAAGAGAUCCAGCGACUACCCAAGACCCAACGGGAACAGAUCCCAGACUUUCUCCGACUAUCCGAUUUGGUAGAAGCCUAUUAUGCUAAAGGAUUGAAAAUUCCCCAGAUUGAAAGUUCCAUGGUUACAAUAGCGCAGUUGGCACACUAUAUUGGAUAUUUCGGGGAGAAUGUACAAGAACUCCCAGUGCCAUCCAAUACUCGUCUACUCGGCCUCUGCACUGGACUUCUCGCCGCCUCGAUUGUUGCUUCUGCAAAGACGCUCGACGAGCUGGUACCACUUGCGGUUGAAGCAGUGCGGAUUUCUUUUCGAAUGGGAACUUGCGUAGGAGCCGUGAAAGAUGCACUCGAACAACCUGCCAACGCAAAUGAGAGCUGGUCUACCAUUAUUGCGAGCAUAUCGGAAAAAGCUGCGAAUGCUGCAAUUGCCGAGUUCCAUCAAGAGCGACGAAUAGUGAAGUCCGCGCAGGCGUAUGUCAGUGCCGUUAGCGUGAUGGCUAUUACCGUUAGCGGUCCACCUUCAACAACCAAGCGCCUCUUCGAGGACAGCGAUGCAUUCUCCAGCAACACGAGGGUACCAAUCCCAGUAUAUGCCCCUUAUCACGCCUCUCAUCUUUACGGUGAAGCCGAUAUUGACAGGAUCUUGGGCGACGAAAUCUCAGACAUACUGUGCAAAUUCAGGCCACACUCGCUCAUUCAUUCUGCAUCUACUGGAAUCUGCCAUACUGCCACGAACACUCUCGACUUGGUGAAGACUGUACUGGCGGAGAUAUUGCUCGAGCCUGUCCGGUGGGACAACUUGCUUGAGGAAUGUGUAUCACAGGUGACUGCCGUUAGUAAUAACACUUGCAACAUCACCGCUAUCGGCGUGACCAAUGUCGCCAACAGCCUGGCCUCGGCGCUCAAAGCUGGAGGGCAAUCAUCCGUUUCGAUCCGCGACCACACCUCUUGGAUCGCAAAGACAGAGGAUGCGAACGGUCGCACUCAAAAUGACAAAAUUGCAAUCGUCGGCAUGUCUGGCCGCUUCCCGAGUGCUGCCAGCCACGAAGCACUCUGGGAACUGCUUGAGAAAGGUCUUGACGUCCAUCGCGAAGUUCCAUCUGAACGCUUCGACGCGCAAGCCCAUUGUGAUCCUUCAGGAAAGGGCAAGAAUAAGAGUCAUACUCCAUAUGGAUGUUUUAUUGAUGAACCGGGGCUCUUUGACCCUCGGUUCUUCAACAUGUCACCACGCGAAGCCGCUCAAACCGACCCUAUGGGACGUCUAGCUCUCGUCACUGCCUAUGAGGCUUUGGAAAUGUCUGGCUAUGUCCCUAAUCGUACACCAUCCACUAAGCUUCACCGAAUCGGAACUUUCUACGGCCAGACUUCAGAUGAUUGGCGAGAGAUCAAUGCAGCGGAAAAUGUGGACACCUACUUUAUCACUGGUGGUGUGCGCGCAUUUGCUCCUGGAAGAAUCAACUACUAUUUCAAGUUCUCUGGUCCGUCCUUCAGCAUCGAUACGGCCUGUUCAUCGUCUCUCGCUGCAAUUCAGCUUGCUUGUACCUCAUUGUGGGCGGGCGAUUGUGACACUGCCUGUGCUGGUGGUUUGAACGUCUUGACCAACCCCGAUAUUUUUGCCGGGCUUAGCAAGGGCCAAUUCCUCUCAAAGACCGGUAGCUGCAAGACAUACGACAAUGACGCCGAUGGUUAUUGCCGUGGCGAUGGCUGUGGAACAGUCAUUUUGAAGCGUUACGAAGACGCUAUUGCAGACAACGAUAACAUCCUCGGAUGCAUUCUGGGCGCAGCGACCAACCAUAGCGCCGAAGCGGUUUCCAUCACACAUCCUCACGCAGGAGCCCAAGAAUACCUCUACAAGCGUGUUCUGGCAAAUGCUGGCGUCGAUGCACAUGACAUAAGCUAUGUCGAGAUGCAUGGUACGGGCACCCAGGCUGGAGAUGGAAUCGAGAUGACAUCAGUUACGAAUGUCUUCGCACCGCGUCAUCGUCAGCGCCGCCCAGAUCAGACCCUCCAUCUAGGAGCUAUCAAGGCCAACAUUGGACAUGGAGAGGCAGCCUCUGGCAUCAAUUCCAUGAUCAAGGUUCUCAUGAUGUUGAACAAGAAUGCGAUCCCAGCCAAUGUCGGUAUCAAGGGAAUUAUGAACAAGACAUUCCCCAAAGAUCUCCUGCAACGAAAUGUACACAUCGAAACGAAGCAAGUUGCCUACCCACGUAAAGGAGCGGAAAAGCGCAAGCUUUUCCUAAACAACUUCUCUGCUGCAGGAGGCAAUACCGCUGUUGUGUUAGAAGACGGGCCGCUUCGAGAAGCCCCCCUCGCUACGGAUCCCAGGUCCACGCAUACUAUCACCGUCACCGCUAGAUCUAUAGCAUCUCUGAAGAGGAACAUCAACAACCUCAUCAAGUACUUGGAUGAUCACCCAGACACUACACUUCCAAGCCUGGCAUACACCACUACGGCCCGCCGCAUUCAACACAAUUAUCGCAUUUCGGUGUGUGUGUCAGACAUCACCAAGGUGAAAGACGCCCUACAAUCUCAACUGAAAGACUCCUACAGUCCGAUCGCCAUGGUUCCCACCAAAACAGCCUUCACGUUCACCGGCCAAGGCUCGCAAUACACUGGGCUUGGACAAAAGCUCUAUCAAGACUUGGAGACCUUCAAGGCCGACAUCGACCAGCUGGAUAACCUUGCACGGCUUCACAGCCUUCCGUCCUUCCUCCCGCUCAUUGAUGGCACCGAUGUUACUACUCUUUCCCCGGUUGUCGUUCAACUAGGCAUGGCAUGCAUCCAGGUUGCUCUUGCUCGUAUGUGGGCAUCCUGGGGCAUCAAGCCGUCCGCCGUCAUUGGCCACAGUCUUGGCGAGUACGCAGCUCUGCAUGUUGCCGGGGUUUUGUCGGCCAGCGAUAUGAUCCUCCUUGUAGGUCGCCGUGCUCAAAUUCUUGAAGAGGAAUGCACUGCCAAUACCCACGGUAUGCUUGCCGUCAAGGGUGGCGUUGAGGCCAUUCGGGAGGCUUUGGGUGAUAAGAUGACCGAGAUCGCAUGCAUGAAUGGUCCGGAGGAGACAGUUUUGUGCGGAACCGUCGAAGUCGUUGAAGCGACUGCGGACGCGCUUGCAGCCAAGGGCUUCAAGGCUACAAAGCUCAAUGUUCCCUUCGCAUUCCACUCCGCCCAGGUUGAGCCAAUUCUCGAGAAGUUCAAAGUGGCAGCCUCGUCUGCCACUUUCAACAAGCCUGACGUUCCUGUUCUUUCUCCUCUCACUGGACAAGUCAUCCGUGAAGCUGGUAUUGUUGGACCUGAAUAUCUGGCUCGACAUGCCCGCGAGACUGUCAACUUCUGGAAUGCCUUGUCCAAUGGCAAGGAAGACAAAGCCUUUGACGACAAGACCGCGUGGCUUGAGGUUGGUGCACACCCGGUAUGUAGCGGUAUGGUGAAAUCAUCUCUCGGUGGUACACCCUGUACGGCCAGCUCUCUUCGCCGCAAUGAAGACCCAUGGAAGACAUUGGCUACCAGCAUCUCUACCCUCUACCUUGCUGGUGUCGCAUUCGACUUCAACGAAUACCACAAGACUUUCAAUGGCGCACACAUGUUACUCACUCUUCCAACAUAUUCAUUUGAUGAUAAGAAGUAUUGGCUGGAUUACCACAAUAACUGGACUCUCACCAAGGGUGAAGCCCAAGUGGAUGUCACGCCUAAAGCCAUCGAAGUACCUGCAGAAGUCCAAUCGAAACUCUCCACAACGUCUUGCCAGAGAAUCGUCCGCGAAGAGCUACAUGCCAAUUCUGGCACAGUGGUGGUCCAGUCUGAUCUUAAUGAACCUAAGAUAAAGGCAACAAUCAGUGGCCAUCAAGUCAAUGGAACACCGCUUUGCCCCUCAUCUUUGUACGCAGAUCAGGCAAUGACUGUCGCAGAUUACCUCUACAAACAGUUGCGCCCUAAUCUUGAGACACCUGGUUUGAAUGUAUGCGCUAUGGAAGUCACGAAACCCUUGAUUCCGUCCAAUCCUCCGCCAGCUGGAGGUCAGCACAUCCAGAUCGAGGCCACUGCCGACCUUGAAACCAACCAAGUGGAACUCAAGUAUCGCACUGUAUCCGCCGACGGCUCCAAGGUUCUUGCAGAGCAUGCUUUCGGCCUAGUCAAGUAUGAAGAUGUCAAUGCUUGGAAGCAGGAGUGGGCUCGCACACAGUACAUGGUGCAAACCCAGAUCGAUAUUUUGAAACAGAAACUCGAGUCAGGUGCGGCGCACAAGGUACUCCGUGGUAUGGCAUACAAACUGUUCAAGGCACUGGUUACCUAUGCCGAUAACUACAGGGGCAUGGAAGAAGUCAUCUUAGAUGGAAAACAGACCGAGGCCACUGCUAGCGUCAAAUUCCAGACAACGCCUGCCGAUGGACAGUUCCUCUGCUCUCCUUACUGGAUUGACAGCUUGGCCCAUCUUUCGGGCUUCAUUGUCAACGCUUCCGAUCAUCUUGACUCGGAGAACUCUGUCUACAUUUCUCACGGAUGGGGCUCCAUCAAGAUCGCCAAGCAACUUUCUCCAGAUAAGAAGUACCGCUCCUACGUGAGGAUGCAGCCAGCACCAGGAAAUAUUUCCGUCGGCGAUGUGUAUAUCAUGGAAGAUGGCGAGGUUAUCGGGUUGGUGACUGGACUUAAGUUCCAGAAUAUUCCGCGCCGUGCUCUCAACAUCAUGAUGCCACCUGCUGGCAACAAAGCCUCGGCUGCUCCCGCUAAGGCUGCACCAGCAAAGGCAUCAACUUCCGCAGCUUCGAAACCAGUCCUUGCUCCUGUCAAGACAUCGAAACAAGUCACCAAGGCAGUCAAGCCAGCAAAGGCCGCCCCACGUGCUCCAAAGCAAUCAGCUACCUCGAUCUCUUCUCGUGUCAUGAAGAUCAUUGCUGAGGAAACCGAUGUUGAUAUGUCUGAGUUGGUUGAGGAAGCAGCCUUCGAGAACCUCGGCGUGGAUUCCCUAAUGUCUCUCACCAUUUCUGCCAAGUUCCGAGAGGAUCUCGACCUAGAAAUCAGCUCUACCCUCUUCACCGAUUACCCUACCGUCGGGGAAAUGAAGAAAUUCUUCUCCCAGUAUGAUGGCGGUGCACCACUUGUCGACGAGGACACCGAGUCUGACACUACGGAUGAGCCAUCGGAUUCUUCAACUCCCUUUGAUGAAGGUACCGUUAGCACUCCAGCCAGUUCAGCACCAAGUGUAUCGGGUAAAGAUGCUGGCGUGGAGAGCCACACAUCCGCAGUCGCUCCAGCCAUCUCGGGUAGUGGCCCCAGCCUUGCCCGUAAGAUCGUUGCUGAAGAGAUGGGUGUUGAUGUGUCUGAGAUCACUGACAAGCUCGACCUAUCAGAGAUGGGCAUGGAUUCACUGAUGAGCUUGACUAUUCUAGGAGCUCUGCGUGAGCAGACUGGGGUUGACCUACCCUCAACCUUCUUGGUCACUAAUGUCACCAUCGAGGAUAUUGAGAAUGAGCUCGGCAUGCGCCCCAAGCCCAAGGCCGUUGCCCCUGCCCCGACAAAGCCAUCCAAGGCACCCCAGCUCUCUGAGGUGAACAAGAGAUUGGAAAAGUCCGUUGACGUUUCUCGUUUCCCGCCAGCAACCUCGGUGUUGCUCCAAGGAAAUGCCAAAAUCGCGACUAAGAAAUUCUUCUUGGUCCCAGAUGGUUCCGGCAGCGCGACAUCCUACAUCUCCAUCCCUAACAUCUCGCCUGAUAUGGCCGUCUAUGGACUGAACUGUCCCUUCAUGAAGAGCCCUGAGAAGUGGACAUGUGGUGUCGAGGGUGUUUCCGCUCUCUACCUCAAGGAGAUCAAACGCCGCCAGCCUGAGGGACCAUACCUCAUCGGUGGUUGGUCUGCUGGUGGUGUGAUGGCAUAUGAAGUUUGCCAGCAGCUCGUGAACAGCGGAGAGAAGGUCGAGAGCCUCGUACUCAUCGACGCUCCCUGCCCAGUCGCUCUCGAUCCCCUUCCCGCCCGCCUGCACAUCUUCUUCGAUCAGAUCGGUCUCCUCGGUACAGGCAAGCCAGGUGGUACACCCGGCUGGCUCCUUCCUCACUUCGCGGCAGCCAUCCAGAACCUCAAGGACUAUGAACCAAUCCCCAUGGACCCCAAGAAGGCACCACCCGUCCUCGCUAUUUGGUGUACCGACGGCGUCUGCCCCAACCCCGACGACCCUCGUCCCCCACCAGGCGAGGGUGAAGAUCCCGCCCCCAUGACCUGGCUCCUAAACAACCGAACCAUCUUCGAUGACAACGGCUGGGCGCAGCUGCUGCCGAAGGACAACUUCGAGUACGCUGUCAUGGGAGGCAACCACUUCACGAUGAUGAAAGGCGACCAUGGCGUCACACUCGGCAAGCUCCUUCAGAAGGGCCUCAAAUUGUAA